This is a messenger RNA of Carica papaya (papaya), 1116 nucleotides long. It is a transcript of the gene ARPC4, whose product is annotated as binding protein. The record is from RefSeq and is a predicted model, not a curated record. Gene Ontology annotation, cellular component: actin cytoskeleton; Arp2/3 protein complex. Gene Ontology annotation, molecular function: actin filament binding. Gene Ontology annotation, biological process: actin filament polymerization; Arp2/3 complex-mediated actin nucleation. NCBI's taxonomy places the organism in Eukaryota, Viridiplantae, Streptophyta, Magnoliopsida, Brassicales, Caricaceae.
AAAAUUUUAAACUUGACAAGAUUUAUUAAAUUUUGUUUGCAGAUAAAACAGCUCCGACCUUAGCUCAGAUGGUAGAGCGGAGGACUGUAGUAGGAUUCCCCUAACAGCUAAUCCUUAGGUCGCUGGUUCGAAUCCGGCAGAUGAUUCCCUCUUACAGAAGUGAUUCGUUGAACUCUCCCUCGUUCUACUAAAUUUCUUAACAUGUCGUUGAAGUUUUUGAAGAAGUAAUUCAAUUUUGUGAAAAUUAUAAAAUGGCAAGCACAUUGCGGCUUUACUUGACGUGCAUACGGAACACUCUCGAGGCAGCCAUGUGCCUGCAGAAUUUUCCUUGUCAAGAAGUUGAAAGGCAUAAUAAGCCAGAAGUUGAACUAAAGACCAGCCCAGAACUUCUACUAAAUCCUGUUCUGAUAUGUAGAAAUGAGGCUGAAAAAUGCUUGAUAGAAACAUCUAUAAAUUCUCUGCGAAUAAGCCUCAAGGUAAAACAAGCAGAUGAACUUGAAAACAUACUAACUAAAAAGUUUCUUAGGUUUCUGUCAAUGAGGGCAGAAGCUUUUCAAGUCUUGAGGAGAAAGCCAGUACAAGGUUAUGAUAUUAGCUUCCUUAUCACAAACUACCACUGUGAGGAGAUGCAGAAACAUAAGCUCAUAGAUUUUAUUGUGCAAUUCAUGGAGGAUAUUGAUAAAGAGAUAAGUGAGUUAAAGAUGUCUGUGAAUACACGAGGGAGACUGGUGGCUACCGAAUUUUUGAAACAGUUCAUCUAGGGACUUGGAAGUACGCAAAAGUUACAAAACUCUGUUAUGGAGCAUGCUCAAGAUGUUGCCAUAAGCUGCUCAUGGAGCUGUUUUUCCUGCAUUUUGAUCCCUUAAUCAGUUCCUGUUUUUCAAGAGUAUGCUGGUUGUCAGUCAUUUAGUCCAUCAUUUUUCUGUAGAUUUCUCAGAAUCAGUUGUUGUGUAUAGCCAGGACAGGAACAAAAUCAUUGUAGUGUAAUUCUGAAGUACAUACAAAUGUGGUGAUAGAAUCAUCUUAACUUGGACUAAUGCAGAGCAACUAUAGAAUCUUUAAGUAAUGCUUGUAACAAAUUUGAAAAUUGUGGAAUUAGUUUCCAAAUUUAGUAUA